Cantharellus anzutake is the source of this 2826-nucleotide messenger RNA. RefSeq lists its product as uncharacterized. The record is from RefSeq and is a predicted model, not a curated record. NCBI's taxonomy places the organism in Eukaryota, Fungi, Basidiomycota, Agaricomycetes, Cantharellales, Hydnaceae. Bases 1 to 2826 code for a protein of 941 amino acids. The transcript has a single exon.
AUGACAGCUACCCAGGCUAAUGUCCCGUCUGCCUCUGAUGCGGUACAACGGCAGCACCUGCUGGCAGCAUCACCACCCCCUUUCCCACUCACUUCUUCCACAGUUCCUCCACCUUUAUGGGCUCCCCGCAAGAUGAGUACAUCCCAAGACCUUCGUGCUCUUAGCAAUGAGACCUCAGCCAUGGAUCAAGACCUCCUGACGCUUAGAAGGCCUUCUCUUCCUGCCCUCCUAGGGACAAGCAAGUCAUCCUCCAGGUCACGCAAAGUGAAGCGGCCUAGUUCUGCUGGAGAAGACGCUGAUAAACCUGAGCAUCGCGGUCAGCUUAAUGAUAAUGGAUCAUAUCAGCGCUCUGUAGUCUCAUCGCUAGCAGAAGGUGAUACCGCGAGGUUGUCAUCCCAACAGAGUGAGGUCACUACGUCAACUCCCUCUGUUCGUAAGAUGGGGUCCAAAUAUAGCUUCAGGAAUCUAUUCAGGAAGUAUAGCGAUACUGGUGAUAGUGGGCCGUCUACUCCCCCGUUGCCUACGCGUUCGAUACAGCCUGCGGCGUCGUCAGAACUGUCGCUACAAACUCCUAUGCCUCCUACGCCUACUUCGGAUUCAGGACAAUCAUUACCGCCAUCUAAUCCUCCUGAGCACCCCAUCGUCACACCUACUGCUGGUGUGGCGGUGGCUGCUGUUCCUCUUAGGACGUCACCUGCGCCGCUCCCACUCCUAUUAGGGGACUUGGGUACGACAGAUACCCGCAUCGUAUCAAUCAGUCCCCCGAAACUCCCUUCAGGUCUCACACAUUGGAAUCGGACUCGUAAGGCAUCCGAGGUUGCAGUGUCGAGUCCUUUGGCGUCAGAGUCGUUCCUCGCCUCACCCGGUGCUUCUGAUGGCAGUGAGAGUCCUUUGCUGCAGCAACAGCAACGGGAUGAAGUACAAAAACAGACCAAAUCGUUAUCGCCUCCAGUUUCGCCGCGGUCCGUUAUGUUUGAGGUUGAUUCGCCCGCGCCUCCGUCAGCGCCUUCGUCAGCGUCAGCGGUUGGUACAGCGCCUCGGGGUCUACAUCAUCAUCAACGUCGUGCCUCGUCGCAAUCUGGACGUGCCUUGAGGUUCACAGACGUUGUUGCUCCUUCGAUGAUUUUAUCACUUCCAUCACUUCCACGUUCGAUCCAUCGUGCAUCCUCAUCGACCUCCUCGGGUAUGGGUGAGGGGAGAAGGCAACAUGAUGGAAUUGGGGAAGUACCGGAGGUUAUUGAGGACGAUGUGGAUGGUGAUACUGUGCUGUCUGGUGGCGCCAGUGAUGUCACCGCACGUCCUCCUGGAGUUCCUAUAAUUACGCCCGUCCCGAAGAAGACCGACGAGGACAGACGGACGCAUCUUAUUGCUCAAGCGUUGGGACUCGUGCCCGCUGAAGAUACUGGACGGAAUAGAGGCGAUUCGUUAUCUUCCAUGAGCGAUGGUAGCGCGAAUAAUGCUCAGUCUCAGAGUUCACUUUCAACUUCUUCGACGGCCGAUACCAUGCUUACCGCUCCUUCUGUGAGAGCAAAGGGUGAUCCUGUGGCGUCCCCGCAAUCUGUUGGACCAUCGCUGAAAGAGGAAGGGGAAGGGGUUGCAGAUAGGGAUGAGGGUGCUGCGAGGCUCGUUGUGUCAGUAGAGGAGCUGAGAAACGUGACGAGUCGUGCGGAUGCGGAAAGGUUGAGGCAGAAAGCCGAGGAGGAUAUUUUGGCGCUCGCUAGCGAGUUUACGAGUGGCUCGGAAGGGCACAGCCCUCUUGGUGGGAGGAAGUCGAGUCUAGCAGAGCAGCUUGAGGCAUACGGGCAGGCUGUUCAGCUUGAACGUCGGUUCGUGAGCGGCGAGACUCAGAAAGAUGUGAAAAUCGAUACAAUUGGCGCCCAUAGGGCAGAGACGGACGGCGAGAGUUCGGUGGCCUCUUUAAGAGGUAUAGGACUGGAUCUGGGACUGGGUUCCCCUUCUCGGUUGAAGGGACGUGGUGGACGGCCUGUUCGAGGUCUUAAUCGUGCUUCGAGUCUUGAACAUGCAUCGACUCAUCGUCGGAGUCCGUCUAUUGGCACGAGUGUCGGGACCCCACCCGGUGCUCAACUUCAGUUCACCUCCCCCUUUGAUUCGCCGCUCCGCUCCGGACGACAACAACAAAGUCAGCGCAGCCGAACUGGUCAUCGCCCCAUUGCUAAUAUGUCAUCGUUGCAACACAAACGCUCCCUUGAAGCGAGCCUUGUGAAGCGUAAUGCGAAGGGCGAUCUGUUUGAUUACGAUGAUGAAGGUGAUGAUGAUAUUGGGGAAGAGGGUGAUAGUGGCAUUGAUGGGUUACGGGAUGAGUUUGGACAGCUUCGAAGCCGGACCGAACCUAGAUUGGGCCAAGGUGGGGGCGGGGAUAUUGAGAUCAUACGCACACUCCCCACGCCCACUGAGUCGCCGACGAGUAUACUUUCUUCGCUGAGAAGAUCUACUCGUCUGGGGGAUGAGCCUCAUUCACCUACUUCGCCUACUUCGCCUACUGGGUCUACUCACUCUCAUGCGUUCUCCACUCAUUCGUAUUCGCGUAAUGCAGUGCGGGGCUAUUCUGAGGAUAGCGGUGGGUCGUACGGAGUCUCUGAUCGUAUUCGGUCUCCUGCGCCAUUGAAUCAUCAGCAAUUCACGUUGCAUGAUCCACUGAGUAGCACGUCGCGUGAACGGGAGCUUGGUGUUGUUUCGCCCGGAAGGAAUCAGACCGUUCUUCCUGCUGUGAUGGGGCUUGCUGAUUAUGCUCCGGUGGAACCUGUUCGGAGGGGGAAGCGUGCUCGACUGAAACACUUUGUCGUGCAGACUUUAAAGGGGAAGUGA